This is a messenger RNA of Geodia barretti, 630 nucleotides long. NCBI's taxonomy places the organism in Eukaryota, Metazoa, Porifera, Demospongiae, Tetractinellida, Geodiidae. The record is from the annotation of a GenBank genome assembly.
AUGCGGGUGGCAAAGGAACUGCCGGCCGGUUCUUGCGUCAACCUCGGCAUCGGGAUACCAACGCUGGUCUCCAUGUUCGUGGAUGACGACAGCGUGGUUUUCUACCACAGCGAAAGCGGCGUGCUGAACUGCGGCCCGCUGGCCGAGGAAGGAAGCGAAGACAUCGACCUGAUCAACGCCGGCGGCCAGUUCCUCCAGCCUGUCCCCGGCAUGGCCUAUUUCUCCUCCGUUGACGCUUUCGCGAUGAUCCGCGGCGGGCACGUGGAUGUUACAGUCCUCGGCGCGCACCAAGUUUCGGCCACUGGCGACCUGGCCAACUGGAUGCUCCCCGAACGCGGCGUCGGCAAUAUCGGCGGGGCGAUGGAUCUGGCCGCCGGGGCCGAUACGGUCAUCGUCGCCAUGGAGCACAACGACCGCAGCGGCAACCCCAAGGUGGUCCAAGAGUGCGACUUUCCCAUCACCGGCCGGGGCUGCGUGUCACUGGUAGUGACCGACGUCGCCGUUUUGGAGCCUACAGCCCAGGGAAUGGUGCUGAGGGAAGUCGCCCCCGGCUGGACCCCGGAAGACGUGCAGGAAGUCACGGGCGCGCGCCUGAUCAUCCCUGAAUUAGUAGUCGAGUACGAAGUGUAG